This is a messenger RNA of Oryza brachyantha (malo sina), 1167 nucleotides long. RefSeq names its product protein LATERAL ROOT PRIMORDIUM 1-like. Gene Ontology annotation, cellular component: nucleus. Gene Ontology annotation, molecular function: DNA-binding transcription factor activity; DNA binding. The transcript has 2 exons. Gene Ontology annotation, biological process: positive regulation of DNA-templated transcription. The record is from RefSeq and is a predicted model, not a curated record. Bases 1 to 951 code for a protein of 316 amino acids. Lineage: Eukaryota; Viridiplantae; Streptophyta; Magnoliopsida; Poales; Poaceae.
AUGGUGCUCGUCGCCCCCGCCGCGUCGUAUCAUCACCACAGAGCCGCCGCGGCUGCUGCGGCCGCGGCUGAUCCGGUGUUCCCGCUGCUCGGGACGGGGCAGUGCGCGCUGGACGCUGCCAGUGCCAAGUCGUCAGCCGCCGCGGCCGCGGCUGCGGCGGGGGCGUCGCCCGGGACCGCCAUCCACUUCUGGCAGUCGCAGCCGACGGCGGCCGGAGCUGGGUCCGCCGACAAGAAGCCGCUCCACAUGCUGGACUACGGCGGCGUCUCCGCGGCCUCCGGCGCGGCCACGUGUCACGACUGCGGCAACCAAGCGAAGAAGGAUUGCAUCCACCACCGGUGCCGGACGUGCUGCAAGAGCCGCGGCUUCGACUGCUCCACCCACGUCAAGAGCACCUGGGUCCCCGCCGCCCGCCGCCGCGAGCGCCAGCAGCUCGCCGGCGCCUCCUCUCCCACCACCUCCGCCUUCCCCGCCACGACCGUCUCGGCCAAGAAGCCACGCCUCCUCGGCUCCCAGACCACGACAACCACCUCCCGCACCUCCACCUCCAACGCCACCACUCCUCGCAGCUUCGACACCUCCUCCAGCCACCAAGUCGCGUCAUUCAAGGACGCCCUGCCGCGGCACGUGCGGGCGCCGGCGGUGUUCCGGUGCGUGCGCGUGACGUCCGUCGACGACGGCGACGACGAGUUCGCGUACCAGGCGGCGGUGACCAUCAACGGCCACAUGUUCAGGGGAUUCCUGUACGACCAGGGCGCCGACGACGGCCGCGGCGGCACGGCCUCCGCCAGCAACGACGACUCCAGCCACGCCGCCGCCGCUGGAGUGCCCAGCAUCUCCGAUCUGCACCUCGGCAGCGCCUCUGCGGCAGUGCCUCCACACCUGUACAGCGGUGGCGGUGGCGGGCCACUGAUCCUUGGUGGGUUAGGCUAUGGCAACACCAUGAACUGAAAUCUAUUAGAAAAACAAGAUGGAGUAAGCAUAAGGUACCCAUUGAUUACUACAAAUCACCUUCUUUGGUCUAGUUAAUUACUAGUAGUGGUUUACUAGUAGUGGCAUAAUUCUCGUUUCUUGUUAAUGAUGCUGCUGCUGUUGCUGCUAUGUCGUAGCAGUAGCGGUUAUGUUGUAGCCUUGUCAUUAGAAGCUGGAAAUGAAAUAGUUCAAGCA